Saccharomycopsis crataegensis is the source of this 2259-nucleotide messenger RNA. RefSeq lists its product as uncharacterized. Gene Ontology annotation, biological process: cellular response to oxidative stress; protein phosphorylation. The transcript has 2 exons. The coding region runs from base 1 to 2259 and encodes 752 amino acids. Gene Ontology annotation, molecular function: calcium/calmodulin-dependent protein kinase activity; ATP binding. The record is from RefSeq and is a predicted model, not a curated record. NCBI's taxonomy places the organism in Eukaryota, Fungi, Ascomycota, Saccharomycetes, Ascoideales, Saccharomycopsidaceae.
AUGAUAUUUCUGAACAUUAAAAGUAUCUUGAAAAAGAAUUCCAACAAACAUGUUGCUGGCUCAUCUACAAAAAAUGGCAAUUCCUUAACAUCCGGUUACGUCAAGAAGGAUAAAAAGAAAUCACUGUCGACCAAACAAAAGGAAAAAAAAGUUUCUGAGAGUAUCCCUGCAAAUGUCCAAGAUACCAUCACCCAGGCUGCUGUGGUUAAAAAAUCGACGACGACAACGACGACGACGGUGCUGUUGACUACUACUCUGACUCCUACUGGCGACACUCUGUACAUUGAAUUGGCUAAUAAAUAUUCCCUUCUUGAAAUUAUUGGCGAUGGGGCGUUCUCUACGGUUUACAGAGCUAUUGAUCAUAAUAAUAACGAUCGAUAUGUGGCGAUCAAAAUCAUUGACAAGCAUUCGAUCAACGAGACCCAGCGGAAAGCGAUUCUCAAAGAAAUCAACAUUAUGCAGAAGUUGGACCAUAAGAAUAUCAUCAAGCUCUAUGACUCGAUAGAAUCGCAAGAUAAUUUCUUUUUAAUCUUGGAAUAUUGUGCCGGUGGUGAAAUAUUCAAACAAAUCAUCAAUUUCACUUAUCUUAGUGAAGAGCUUUCUCGACACAUCAUCAUCCAGGUGGUCAACGCUAUCAAAUAUUUACAUGAAGAAAUCGGAGUAGCACACCGAGACAUUAAACCCGAGAAUUUGUUGUUCAUUCCUUGUGAUUAUAAACCUCGUACUUCCGCGGAAUUUGCAAAAUCAAAACGAGAAUCCGAUGGCGAUGAUAAACUCGACGAAGGUUAUUUUAUCAAAGGCAUAGGCGGUGGUGGUAUAGGGGUGGUGAAAUUGGCGGAUUUCGGGCUCUCCAAAGUGUUGUGGAAUACCACCACCCAAACUCCUUGUGGAACUGCCGGAUACACUGCGCCGGAAAUUGUGAAAGUUGAAAAAUAUGAUAAAUCCGUGGAUUUAUGGGCCAUCGGGUGUGUGUUAUACACUUUGCUAUGCGGGUUCCCGCCAUUCUACGACGAUAAUAACGAUCAAGUCAAAUUGUUAAAAAAGAGUUUAAAAGGAGAAUACGAGUUCUUGAGCCCGUGGUGGGACGAAAUUAGCAACGAUGCCAAGUACAUGGUGAAGAAAUUGUUAAAUGUCAACCCUUUGAAAAGAUACAGUAUUGACCAAAUGUUAUCUGAUCCAUGGAUAACCAAGGGCAACUUCCAAUCGUUGAAAAAAUCUUAUAGUUACAACGAGAAAAAUAAUGUGGAUUAUUUCCCAAAUUAUAGAAAAUUGGUGAUUGAACAGAAAGUAGAUGACAAAGUGGCCCCUAUAGAGCACCAACCUGAAGCCCAUGGCAAUGAUAUAUCCUUGAAUACUCCUAACCGAAUCAAUCCCAAUAGCAGUGAAGGUGGUGUGUUGAUCGCUAAAGAAAAGAAAUACAAGAGCAUAUUUAACAAGCACAUUGAGAUUCAAAGAGAAAACUCUGCGUUAUUUACUUCUUGCGAACUGGCCAUAAACCACGCCCCAUCUCCCUUACAACAAUUGAAAGAAGAAGAAGAUCGGCAGUCCGCGUCAUCGUCGUCGCAAGAAUCCACUAAUAGAGACUUCAUCAAGGAUGACAAUACCCCUACUGCUACUAUAUUAACCAGAAUUACAAAAGCCGAUACCAAACAUAAACCCGCACCAAUCCUCAUUACUGAUCUGAAUUUCCAGGCAUCGCAAAUCACUGAUCACAAGUCUAUUCCCCUGUCGAUCAGUAUAAAUCAAACGAAAAUUGAAGUCGACGAAAAAUCACAUACCAAUGUUUCCAGUCUCACUGAUAGCCUAUUAGCGGUAUCAUUUUCCAAGAAAAAGAAGAGCUCGUUACCUAGAACUCCUUGUCCAAAAGACGUGAAGUUCUCCCAGUCGUAUCAUUGUGAGGACGAAGAAGAUGAAGAAGAAAACUGCGGAACGUAUGAUGAUGAUGACGGAUUCGACGACAAUGAUAGUAGUGAUGUUAGUAGCAGCAGAAGCUUCAAAGUACAACAAACACAGCAUGAAAUUUCAUUGAACGUGGGUGGAUCAAACUCCCCAUUUACACAAUCUAUCAACGGUGAUUCAGCAACUAGACAAAGCUUUGAUAGCCAAGUGAUAAGCAAUUCAAUGGAACCAUCGCUAAAUAAUUUUAGUUUAGAUUUGAACCAUUCGGUGAUGUUGGAGAGAAGAAGAAAAUCUAAUGUUCAUAGUAUAUUAAGCCAAAAGACAAUUCCAGCGAGCAGUGCUUCCACUAUUAACACUUGA